Messenger RNA from Cryptococcus amylolentus CBS 6039, 1682 nucleotides. RefSeq lists its product as hypothetical. The coding region runs from base 96 to 1682 and encodes 528 amino acids. The transcript is spliced from 2 exons. NCBI's taxonomy places the organism in Eukaryota, Fungi, Basidiomycota, Tremellomycetes, Tremellales, Cryptococcaceae. The record is from RefSeq and is a predicted model, not a curated record.
CGCGGGGUGCCUUGCAAUUCCCCACUCCAGAAAGUACUCAAAGUCGCUGUUCUCCCAUCUCCUCUUUCGUUUGAACAAUAUUCUUCCAUUUCACCAUGCCUGCGCUUCAACCAUUGACGCCCAUCACCACGCUCCCCACCGCCUCAGGCUCUGCUUCGGCUUCAGGCUCGCCUCUGCCGGGACGUCUGAGGCCGAUGCCCAAAUCGUCCCCCAACUCGCCUCCCCUCGAACGCCGCCAACGGGAACGCGAUAACGAGUCUCUCCCACCCCGCGCACGCGCCCGCCGAGGGAGUGCCCCAGCAGUACCAGUACCAGCCCCAGCGCCCAUCAUGAUCGCUCUCUCCGGGUGGCCUGACGCGGUCUACAUCUCGUCCAGCAACAAUCCCAGGAAACGCGGGCGGAGCGGUACGGCUACUCCGCCGGAAGUGUAUGACGGGGUGGGCGGGCCAAGGAUAGUGCCCCAGCACAUCUCUCCUUCAGCUUCUUCCAAGACGCCUGUGAGCCGGGGUGCCCCACCGAGUGCGCGACCGGUAAUUCCGGGUAAACAAGCGGCGGCCCCCGCACCCUUCCCCACACCGCCGGUAGAUGCCGCCGGUGCCCCGAGAUUUGUGUCUGCGCCGGGUGCGAUGGCGCGGAUGGCUGCCAAAGUGGCCAAAACACGGGCAAUCCUCCCAAAGCCCCCCGCGCCUGCCCCUCCUGCCCCCCCUCCCCCUUCUGCCGCACCCCAGCACUCCAUCUUCGCCACCACCUGCCCCCACCUCGCAGACCCCUCCCUCGGACCAUGCCCCUUCCCGACCCACCCCCACGACAUCCGCGGCAUGUUCCCUCCUACGAGCCACCUCGAAAAGCUCUAUGGCAAGAAGGUCGCUGUCGAGCCUACUGUUGGGACGAAAGGGGCCAAGAGGCCGGUGGCGCAGCCUUUGCCGGUGACGAUUGUCGAAGGGAAGGGCAAGGGGAAAGAGGUACCGGUGCCGAUUCCGUCUGUCUCUUCGGCCCAGGGCAAAACGCCUGCCCCGCGCCCUGCGCUCUCCCACCCGACACCACACCGCCACGCCUCCGACCCGCGCUACCUCCCCUCCUCGGCCUUCCUGCACAAAGGCCGGGCUUUACCGCUCGUACCUUCGUGGUCUGGCGCGUCGUCUGCUUCGUCAAGUAGGGUCGGUACGCCGGGGGUCGAUUCUUCUGCUUUUGUCAAGCAGCCUGAGGUUGAGGGAGAGGGGCAGGGAGGAGGAGACGUAGAGAUGCAAGACCCCAAACUGCCCACCAAACGACAGCUCUCCCCUUCUCCUUCCUCUUCCUCCUCUUCCAUGCUGGAGGACGCACACCCCAACAAAGUCCGUCUGCUAUCUCCCUCUGCCCCUUCCGCUUCCACUCCCACUCCCACUCCCACUUCCACUUCCACUACAUCAUCCUCCUCAUCAUCGUCUUCUACCACCCCCGCUCUGAGCAUUACACCCAAGUCGACUUUGGAUCCAGCACAAGACCCGGGUCUACUAUGGAAGCGCGUGAUCGUCAAUCAUGCCGAGCUUAUGGACAUUGACGUUGACGUUGACGUCGAUGUCGAUGUUGGCGACCAUCACCGUCAUACUGAAGCUGAGGCGGCAGUGGAAGAGGCAGAGGAAGAGGAAGGGAUGAGUAUGGAAGUCGAUACAGAAAUCGGCGUUGGUCGAGUUAUCGCUUGA